Messenger RNA from Tachyglossus aculeatus (Australian echidna), 1511 nucleotides. It is a transcript of the gene GPR20, whose product is annotated as G protein-coupled receptor 20. NCBI's taxonomy places the organism in Eukaryota, Metazoa, Chordata, Mammalia, Monotremata, Tachyglossidae. Gene Ontology annotation, biological process: positive regulation of Rho protein signal transduction; phospholipase C-activating G protein-coupled receptor signaling pathway. The coding region runs from base 1 to 1086 and encodes 361 amino acids. Gene Ontology annotation, cellular component: membrane. Gene Ontology annotation, molecular function: G protein-coupled receptor activity. The record is from RefSeq and is a predicted model, not a curated record. The transcript has a single exon.
AUGCAGCCCUCCCCCUCCCACCAGGAGGAGCCUGCCGUGCCCAGCCCCAACUGCACCGUGGCUCCCAAUGCCAGCAGCCUGGCAGGGGGCACCCGGCUCUUCUCCCAGUUUGCCCGCCUGGACAGGGACCUCCACCAGGACUUCCCCGGCCUCUGGGUGGGACUAGUGGUCAUCAACGCCCUGAUCUUCCUCGUUGGGGCCAUGCUCAACAGCCUGGCCCUGUACGUCUUCUGCUUCCGCACCAAGACCAAGACCACGUCCAUCAUCUACACCAUCAACCUCGUGGUGACCGACCUGCUGGUGGGUCUGUCCUUGCCCACGCGCUUCAUCAUCUUCUACGGCACCCGGGGCUGCGAGCGCUGCUCCUUCGUCCACAUCUUCGGCUACUUUGUCAACAUGAACUGCAGCAUCCUGUUCCUCACCUGCAUCUGCGUGGACCGCUACCUGGCCAUCGUGCAGCUGGACGCCUCACGCAAGUGGCGCACGCCCAGCUGUGCCAAGGGCAUCUGCGCCUGCAUCUGGCUCCUGGCUGCCGCAGUGACCGCCUCCACGCUGACCACGGCCGCCCCACCUGACCCCUGCUGCGGACUCUUCGCCCUGACCGUCUUCGAGUACUUUCUACCGCUGGUCACCAUCACCUUCUUCACGCUGCGCAUCAUGUGCGCCCUGUCCCGGCCCAGCCUCAUGCGCCAAAGCCGUGAGCGCCGCAUGCGGGCCGUGCAGCUGCUGCUGUCGGUGCUGCUCAUCUUCACGCUCUGCUUCACGCCGUUCCAUGCGCUCCAGGUGGCCGUGACGGUGCAGCCGGCCGUGCCACGGCCCGUCAGGCUGGUGGCGCACCACGUCACCGUCACGCUGAGCAGCCUCAACAGCUGCCUGGACCCCAUCGUCUACUGCUUCGUCACCAACAGCUUCCAAGCCACCGUGAGGAGCCUCUUCCGCCGGCCCGAGCCCGAGCAGAGCAGCGGUGAUGCCGUCAGCAUGCACAAGAGCUCCAGGGGCUCUGCCGGCCCUGCUGCCCUCACGCCCGACUCCCGUGGGGCCCAGACUCCGGCGGGGGCAACGACUUCCCGCCCAGCUGCCUACUAAGCUCUCCUCGACAGGCGGCCGAGGAGAGAGUAGGGCGGCCUGGAGGAGAGCAGGUUGGCCCGCUCCUGUCCUGUCGAGGUCCCUCUCAGCCCCUCGGGGUCACCAUUCUGCCCUGCAACCUGCUAACCCCACCUCCCUGGGGGCCCGGGAUGGGGGGCUGGUGGCUCCUCAGGGUCUUGAGGGACUUUGGCUUAAGCAGGGCGAGAUGGGCACGGAUGGGCGGGAGCCCGGGGAUGUGACCCACCCUGGACCCGCCUGGUCCCUGGACACUGCGGCCUGGUCCCUGGGACGUCUUUCCCGGAUGUCUCCAGCCGGGGGUUUGGGGUGGGAGGAGUCUUGAAGGCCGGAGGUGGCUGGAUUACCCUUGGCUCUCCACGCCCUCAGGAGCGGGGCAGAGGGGACUGGAGAGGCCUGGGGAAGUGGGU